Molecule: messenger RNA, 723 nt
Organism: Macrobrachium nipponense
Lineage: Eukaryota; Metazoa; Arthropoda; Malacostraca; Decapoda; Palaemonidae
Product: polysialoglycoprotein-like
Exons: 2
Coding region: 1-723 (240 amino acids)
Source: RefSeq, a predicted model, not a curated record
AUGCUGCCUCCUAAGAGGCCAGUGCACCUGCCAAAGCUUAUGCUGCCUCUGAAGAGGUCAGUGAACCAGCCAAAGCUUAUGCUGCCUCCGAAGAGGCCAGUGCACCAGCCAAAGCUGAUGCUGCCUCCGAAGAGGCCAGUACACCAGCCAAAGCUUAUUGCUGCCUCCGAAGCUGCCAGUGAACCAUCCAAAGCUGAUGCUGCCUCCAAAGAGGCCAAUGCACCAGCCAAAGCUGAUGCUGCCUCCGAAGAGGCCACUGUACAAGCCAAAGCUGAUGCUGCCUCCGAAGCUGCCAGUGCACCAGCUAAAGCUGAUGCUGCCUCCAAAGAGGCCAAUGCACCAGCCAAAGCUGAUGCUUCCUCCGAAGCUGCCAGUGAACCAUCCAAAGCUGAUACUGCCUCCGAAGAGGCCAAGGCCAGUGCACCAGCCAAAGCUGAUGUUGCCACCGAAGAGGGCACUGUACAAGCCAAAGCUGAUGCUGCCUCCGAAGCUGCCAGUGCACCAGCCAAAGCUGACGCUGCAUCUGAAGAGGCCAGUGCAACAGCCAAAGCUGAUGCUGCGUCCGAAGCUGCUAGUGCACUAGCCAAAGCUGAUACUGCCCCCGAAGAGGCCAGUGUACCAGCCAAAGCUGAUGCUGCCUCCGAAGAGGCCAGUGCACCAGCUAAAGCUGAUGCAACCUCCGAAGAGGCCAGUGCACUAUCCAAAGCGGAUGCUGCCUCCUAA